Molecule: messenger RNA, 1987 nt
Organism: Conger conger (European conger)
Lineage: Eukaryota; Metazoa; Chordata; Actinopteri; Anguilliformes; Congridae
Product: cytosolic purine 5'-nucleotidase-like
Exons: 18
Coding region: 106-1770 (554 amino acids)
Molecular function (GO): 5'-nucleotidase activity
Source: RefSeq, a predicted model, not a curated record
CACACUUAACAGAUCUUUUUUUUGCUUUUUGAAAACAAUCCACAAAUUGCAAGCGACACCGGGAGGAGAGAGAGAGAGAGAGCGUCCGGGGAAGCGUGAGCAAAGAUGGGGAGCCUCUCUCCGGAAGGACCUGUGACGACAGGGGAGCCGGGGGAGCCGGGACAGGGCUGGCAAGAACGUCUGCAGAAUUUAAAGUCAAGAACGGAACCAAACCAUCUCGACGUCUGCUCAGUAAAACGAGAUUACCACCACAGGGUGUUUGUCAACCGGAGUCUGUCACUGGAAAAUAUCAAAUGCUAUGGCUUUGACAUGGACUACACACUGGCCAUGUACAAGUCUCCGGACUAUGAGGAGCUGGGCUACGAGCUGCUGAUGGAAAGGCUGGUGUGCGUGGGCUAUCCGCACGAACUACUGCUCUACAGAUACGACCCCAGCUUCCCCACACGCGGCCUGGUGUUCGACAACCGCUAUGGCAACCUGCUGAAGGUGGACGCACAAAGCAACAUCCUGAUCUGUGCUCACGGAUUCAAGUUCCUCACAGAAGACCAGAUCGAGGAUUACUAUCCCAACCGCUUCAUCCAGCGAUUCGACACAGACCGAUUCUACAUCCUCAACACACUCUUCAAUCUCUCAGAAACCUACCUGUAUGCCUGCCUGGUGGACUUCUUCACCAACUGCUCCAGAUAUAUAAACUGGCAGACGGGCUACAAGCACGGCGACCUCUUCAUGUCCUUCAAGAGCAUGUUCCAGGACGUACGAGACGCCAUGGACUACGUGCACGAGACCGGCACCCUGAAGAAGAAGACGCUGAAGAACGUGGAGAAGUACAUCGUCAAAGAUGACAGACUUCCUCUCCUUCUCACUCGAAUGAAGGAGGUGGCUAAAGUGUUCCUGGCCACCAACAGCAACUACAACUACACAGAGGCCAUCAUGGAAUACCUGUUUGAUUUCCCCCAGUUCCACAAGCCCGGGACGCCCAAAAAAUCUUGGCGCUCGUACUUUGACCUGAUCGUCGUGGAUACCAGGAAGCCUCUGUUCUUCGCUGGGGGAACCGUGCUGAGGCAGGUGGACACGAACACGGGGAAAUUACGGAUUGGGACAUACACAGGAGGCCUAACAGAUGGAACAGUGUACUCUGGAGGGUCCUCAGACUUUGUGUGUGACCUGCUUGGCGUGAAGGGGAAGGACAUCCUGUACGUGGGGGACCACAUCUUCGGCGACAUCCUGAAGUCGAAGAAGACGCAGGGCUGGAAGACGUGCCUGGUGGUGCCCGAGCUGGCCAAGGAGCUGGAGGUGUGGACGGAGAAGAGCCAGUGUGACGUUUUGUCUCCUGGGAUUCGAACAGAUCUGUUUGACGAGCUGAAGAGCCUGGAUGUGAUUUUAGCCGAGCAGUACAAGAACUUGGACAGCGGGAGCAAGGUGUGUCCAGAUAUCAGCGCCAUCCAGGCCCAGAUCAAGGUGCUGACUCAUGGCAUGGACAUGUGCUAUGGUCUGACGGGCAGUCUGAUGCGCUGUGGCUCCAGACGGACGCUCUUCGCCAGUCAGCUGACGCGCUACGCUGACCUGUACGCCACAUCCUGCCUCAACCUGCUGUACUACCCCUUCAAUUACCUGUUCAGAGCCCCGCCCGUCCUGAUGCCCCAUGAGUCUACGGUGGAUCACAUUCCUCUUGACCUCAAUUUGUCCAAACUGCGAGUGGCCAACCACGCACGGAGGGCCGCAGACACCGAGAAGUUCGCUCAGGAGGAAGUGGGAAAUGACAACAAUUGACACGAGUGUGGAGGAGCACCGCCAGUGUUCAGUAAACGCCUCAACGCCUGCCUGUGUGCCCAGAACCAGAACGCCUGCCUGUGUGCCCAGAACCAGAACACCUGCCUGUGUGCCCAGAACCAGAACGCCUGCCUGUGUGCCCAGAACCAGAACGCCUGCCUGUGUGCCCAGAACCAGAACGACCCAGCGCAGAGAGGGAGGGAGGGAGAGGGAGAGA